GACCACUGUUGAACUGUAUGUGAGUGCCAAAUUAUAUGCGUCGCAUUCGCUUCAGUUCAUCAUAGAUCGUCCAUUCGCCGGGAAAAUAACACGGCGUCGAACGUUGUUCUUGCUGAAAAUUGCGGAUUGCCGAAAUUCAUUCACAAUUAGCUAUUCUAUCAUUCUGCGCGAAAAGUUCGGAUCCCGAAAUGAGCGGAUAUCGCGGAAAUAAACGCCAACAUUAUGGCAAAGGCAGUGCUCGGCGCGGAAGAGAUCACGAAAAUGUGGCAGUGGAUGAAAAUAAUCCGAUCAUACAGUGUUUCCGCGAAUAUGCUACAAUACUAGACGCGAAGCACGACAAAUACGAACGCAUCGUGAAAAUCAGCCGGGAUAUAACGAUCGAAUCCAAGCGAAUUAUCUUUCUCCUGCAUACCAUCGAUCCUAGGAAAAAUAAUUUGCAAAAAGUUUGCAACGAAGCGAAGGAUCGACUGGAAGCUAUUUUUCGCAAUCAUUUUGUUAACAUAGCAAAAGAGCUUAAGGACCAGGACCCUUACCAGUAUACACGAGCCUACACCAAUGGAAUGCAAGAAUUUAUUGAGGCUUACACAUUUUAUGAAUAUUCUUGCGGAAUGGAUAUAUCGCAUUGGGACGCAAUUCAGAAGAAGCUGACUUAUUCAUCGGACCAAAACGUCGAUUCAAGCAUUGCAGAAAAACCCCUUAAUGAGCCAACCGAUGCCGAACCUGACGAGCAAAAGAGGUCGAAUGAAACCACUGGAGAAACAAUGAAGCUGAUUUGCUUACUUCAUCCCCAAGACUUUGUACUUGGUCUGGGUGAUCUUAGCGGCGAGAUAAUGCGAACGUGCAUUAAUUCUCUUGGAUCUGGAAAUUCGGAGAGCUGUUUUCUGCAUUGUCGUUUUAUGCAGGAGCUAUACAAAGGAUUCCUAAGCGUGACGUCUAUACGGAGCCGGGAUUUUUCUCAUAAGAUGAUGACUUUACGGCAAAGUUUGCUCAAAAGUGAGAACGUUUGCUAUAAUGUGACGGUACGAGGAGGUGAAGCGGCCAAAUGGGGAACUACAGAUGAAACAUCGGGAGCCAUGUUCCAGCUGCAGCCUUCAAAGGACGACGACGAUGAGGGGGUAUACUUUUGAUCUGCUGCUCGUGUGUCCUGAUUUCAGUAUAAGAUGAUGAUUUCCCGAAGCUCCUACCACUACUAUAUCAUCGACGUAUACAAAAAUGCAUUCCGUCGUGAGGCCUGUCAUGGCUAUUGUCAUCAUUCAUUGAAAACUAUUUGGUGAAAUGUUCAAUCCAAACGGUAAUCAUUUAAAUUGAUAGUAACCAUCUGUGCUUGAAAAAGCUGUAUACUUUUUAGACGAUUUGAUGAUAUCCUGACUUAAGAUUUAAUGUGCUAAAGCAUUUAGCUCGUCCUAGUUGAUCUAAUAUGGAGUCUACUCUAGGUAAUGGAAAUUUAUCAUGGAGCAUCUUUUUGUGAAGCUGUCUAAAAUCUACUAUCAAUCUCCAUUUUUUCUCCUGUGUGGAUUUUUUCGGUACCAGUAAGAUGGGUGAAUAGUAAUGUGACACCGAGUGAUCUAUUACAUAAUUUUGAAGCAUUUUCUUGUUUUGCUUUUUGAUUUCUGGUCCUUGGGAAUGGUUUUGUUUGUAGUUCGGUAUGUACACGGGUCUUUUAUCUUCUAAUUUUAUAACCUGUUCGAAAAGGUUUUUUCUAAUCUAAUGAUUAUCUGGCAAAUGAAAUAUGUCAUUAUUAAAUUAUGUUCACGAUAGCCCGGAGUAAGUUUUAAAAAAAUAUUACUGGGGAUCUUUAUUUGCGAACUGCUAAACUAAGACUGAAGCUAACUUCUGGAUUCGGUACUAUUUAGCUAGGCUGGUGUUUUCGGUGCUGCCAGGUUUGCCGGUCACGUUGUCGUCCACGUUUAUGAUGAUCAUGUUGCCUCGGUCCGUCUGAACAUACGACACCACACCUGGUCGUGGGAACCUGCUUCCAGUGGAGUUCCCGUUGGAACCUGACUCCGCGCGUGGAGUAACAUCGAUGGCUCGCUUGCGACCGUUUUCUUACUCAGCACCUGUAUCAUAGCGCGUAGCGCAUGUGUACAUAUCUCCUCCCUCCUUAAACGUCGAGCGUCCUCGAUCGACUUACCGACGUUUGCAGUGGGAUGAUGUUGUGAAUAGCUUCGGUAGACAUUUUAUUCUCUGCAUGUUUGGUUUUGUAUUUAUAGAUGCAAAAUGCAGUUAUAAGAAAGCCUGUUAGAACAACAAUUAAUAUCCCUCCUGCAAUUGUAUGCGUGCGUAAGCGGAGUGUUAUUGUAUGGAGUUGAUGUAUGUUACUAAUAUGCAUUGUGUGCAGAUCUUGUAUACUUGGCUUGUUUAGAGUUAUUUCUGUUUUGCUGCCAGUUAAGGGUAGGAAGUAGUCUUCUUGGUCUAACACAUCAAUAUGCGCAGUAAAUGUGCUAUUUAAGAUUUUUACGGUGCAAUUGCCGGUUUCAAUUAGUGUGGGUACUGUUAUUAUUUGGCUGUUUGAACAUGAAUCAAUGACUGGCACGCCAAAGGUGGUAUCGAUUAGAAUGACUCCUGGUUUCAUUCCUCGUAUUAUUAUUCCUCAUAUGCUCGGAGCUCGUGGUGGUGGUACAUUUAGAUGGAUGAUUUCUGAUGAUAUUUGAGAUACACUCGUCGUUUAGCGGUUGUGGGUUGUUGCAAAUCGUGCACUCUUCGUUUACAUUGAAAAUGGUGUUUUUAUGCUUGGCUACAAAUUUUACAUCCGUCUAUUAUUCUAUGUCUUCUACAGUUGUACAAUGUUAUCAAUGUUCAGGAUAAGAUUUACUUGUUCUAUUUCAGUUUUUACGACUUUUAUCUGAUUAUUCAUUUGAUUUUCGAUUUUUAUUUUUUUAGAGUUUGUGUAAUUUUGUUUACUGAUUUUUCUAUUUCGGAAUUAAUUCUAACUUGAGCGUUAAUGUUGGAUAUGGUUUUGUUUUCUGAAUGUUCUAAAUUCUGAAUGUUCUAAGUGUUUUCUGAUCUGCGAUUUCCUGCGAUUAUUUUUAUAAUUGUUUUUAA
Anopheles merus is the source of this 3042-nucleotide messenger RNA. It is a transcript of the gene Trax, whose product is annotated as translin-associated protein X. The transcript is spliced from 3 exons. Lineage: Eukaryota; Metazoa; Arthropoda; Insecta; Diptera; Culicidae. Gene Ontology annotation, molecular function: RNA endonuclease activity; RNA binding; sequence-specific DNA binding. The coding region runs from base 189 to 1127 and encodes 312 amino acids. Gene Ontology annotation, cellular component: cytoplasm; nucleus. The record is from RefSeq and is a predicted model, not a curated record.